This is a messenger RNA of Melopsittacus undulatus (budgerigar), 900 nucleotides long. RefSeq names its product tripartite motif-containing protein 14. Lineage: Eukaryota; Metazoa; Chordata; Aves; Psittaciformes; Psittaculidae. The record is from RefSeq and is a predicted model, not a curated record. Gene Ontology annotation, molecular function: protein binding.
AUGGUAUUUUGCUUGAAGGAUCUAGAAGACAGAACAGAGCAAGAAGCUGGUAACAGAAGGAGCAUAGAGCAGGGUGAUCUGAAGGCACAUGCCAUUAUGAGCAAAAGACAGCUCUCAGUAACUGAGUUCCAGUCACUUCUUUGGGAAGAACGGAGUCUGACACAAAACUUCAUUGAUGGAAAGUCUCAACAAGCCCUGGAAGCACAUGACCAGCAGCUGAAGGCCUGUUGAGAGAAGCCUGCAGACCUAGAGGCCUUCUCACAUCAGACCAGACAAAUACAGGAGCAUGCUGAUCCUAUUCAGUUGCUGGAGGUGGAGCAUGACAGUCUUCCCCUGAUGCUGUAACUGUCUGAUGACUGACUCAUAGUAAGCUGUAACUGGAGGAGGUUGUUCUACCCUUGUGGUCCCCAGAGAUUAAAGUUAUGGCAAGGGCUAAGCACAGAAGCCUUCCUCUCCGGGAGCCAUUACUGGGAAGUGGACCUGCUCUACACUGGAGCAGGAUGGUGGGUUGGUGCAGCAUAUCAUUCCAUUGACAGGAAAGGAGACACCAAAACUUCAGUGGACUGGAACAGAGCAUCCUGGUGCUUUAAGAACUUUGAGUUUGCUUACUGGGCAUUUCACUAAGGGGACAGAAUCUUCCCCAUAGGAGAUGAUCCCAAUCACACUGGUGUUUUUCUGGAUUAUGAAGGAGGAAUCCUUUAAUUCUACAAGGUCAGUGAUGGCAUGGCUCACCUGAACACCUUCCAUUGCAGGUUCACAGAACUUGUAUACCCAGCCCUGAGGCUCUGGGAAGGAUAUGGAGUUAGAUCAGUUCAGGCUUCAAGUCCGUAUAUAGUAACAUAUUCUAUACAUAACAAUAUAUUGCAUAUUGUUAUAAUUGACAAGGUCAGAUUUGGAUAA